This is a messenger RNA of Wyeomyia smithii (pitcher-plant mosquito), 4755 nucleotides long. RefSeq lists its product as uncharacterized. The record is from RefSeq and is a predicted model, not a curated record. NCBI's taxonomy places the organism in Eukaryota, Metazoa, Arthropoda, Insecta, Diptera, Culicidae. The transcript has a single exon. Bases 1 to 4755 code for a protein of 1584 amino acids. Gene Ontology annotation, molecular function: nucleic acid binding. Gene Ontology annotation, biological process: DNA integration.
AUGCGGGAAAUUCCUUCCCCUAGAGGCGAUGAUCUGAAGACUUUAAUCAAGUUCGGCAUGGGAGUGGGAAAUUUGGUAGAGCACAUGAUAAUGGCAAACCAGAGGCAACACGUCAGCAACCCAAUGCUGUUGCAGGAAAUGGUGGAUAGACUCCCCCCGAAUUUGAAGCUACAGUGGACGUCAUUCAAACGUAGUUACCAAACAGUUGACUUAGAAGCGUUCAACAAUUUUAUGACAGAACUGGUAACAAUGGCAAGCGAAGUUGUGCUAGUCGUGGAUCCAGUGCAGCAGAGUUCAACAAAAUCAGACAAAAAUAGAAGAGAGAAUGCAAAGGAGAGGCUGUUCGUACACCAACAAGCACAUCUGACAUCGGAUUCGGGAGCAAACAGAUCGCAACAAAUGUAUGCAAGCAAACCUUGCUCACACUGUAAUCAGAAAGAUCACCGAAUUGCCGAAUGCCAAAAAUUUAAAAAUUUGAACUUGGACGACAAGUGGAAAGCGGUCAAACAAAAGGGACUGUGCCGAAUGUGCUUGAUCCCACAUCGUACGUGGCCAUGUCGGUCCAAGCAAGAAUGUGGAAUUGAAGGUUGCCGUUUGCGUCAUAAUUCUCUACUGCAUUCGGGAAACAAUGUAUCAAGUAUGCCAUCAGUGCCAACAUCCACCCACCAAAACAUUGCUCAUCAACAUCAUCACUCUAUGACGUCUUCAGCCAUACUUCGAUACAUCCCUGUGACACUCUACGGAAAUGGGAAGAGCUUAAAUAUUUACGCGUUCUUAGAUGAUGGAUCAUCAACGACCAUGUUGGAAGCUGAAGUGGCGAGCCUACUGGGGGUAGAAGGACCCAAGGAGCCGCUGUGUCUGUGUUGGACAGGAGAUGUGGUCAGGAUGGAAAAAGAGUCACAGCGCGUUGAAUUCGCAAUCGCAGGAAAGAACGAUGGGAAACACUUUCCAUUAAAAGCGAGAACGGUGGGACAAUUAAAAUUACCCAGCCAAACGGUAGAUUGCGAGGAACUAUACGAGCAUCAUCCGUAUUUAAAGAAAAUACCGCUUAGCAGUUACACUCAAGUUACUCCCAAGCUUAUCAUCGGAGUAGAUAACGCUCAGCUAAUUAGUGCCCUUAAAAGUAGGGAAAGCGGUCAAGGAAGGUUGAUUGCCGUGAAAACACGACUGGGGUGGUGUUUAUACGGACGACACGCAGCCCAUGGAAAGUUUGUAGAGAACGUGAAUGUACAUGUGGAACGUUGCGAACAUGAUAUCGAGCUGCACGACCUAUUCAGACAGUUUUUGGCAAUCGACGAAGCGAACAUCCAGCAAAGUAUGUCAUAUGUAGAUAAAAGAGCGUUGAGGAUACUCCAGGAAACUACCCGAAGAGUUGACGGGAAACUGGAGACUGGACUACUGUGGCGUUAUGACGAGCCCUGUCUGCCAAACAGCUAUCCUAUGGCUGUACGGAGAAUGGAAGCUUUAGAGAGAAAGCUGUCCAAAGAUUCGCACCUUCAUCACAAAGUGCACCAACUAGUGGCAGAAUACAUAGAUAAGGGUUACGCCCAUCGAAUAACACCAGAGGAGCUCAAGUUUACUGAACCAAGUCGCGUAUGGUACCUACCACUUGGGGUAGUGAGUAACCCACGCAAGCCGGGAAAAAUCAGACUAAUCUGGGAUGCGGCGGCGCGAGUCGAUGGCGUGUCUUUCAACGACAUGAUGCUGAAAGGACCGGAUAUGCUGACCGCUCUGCCUACCGUAUUGUUACGCUUUCGACAGAAACGUGUGGCAUUCAGUGGAGACAUACGGGAAAUGUUCCACCAGUUUCUGAUUCGGCCGAACGACAAGCAAAUGCAGCGAUUCGUUUUCAGAGAACAACGAGGACAACCCCCACAAAUAUUUGUGAUGGAUGUCGCUACGUUCGGCGCGGCCUGCUCGCCGUGUAUUGCACAGUAUCUGAAAAACAAAAAUGCGGAGGAGUACGCAGAGCAGUUUCCCGAGGCAGCAAGAGCAAUCGUUGAAAACCACAACGUGGACGAUUAUCUCGAUAGUGUGGACUCGGUAGAAGAAGCGGUGAAGCUGAUUCAGGAAGUCAAAUACGUUAACUCUAUGGCAGGUAUGGAAAUAAGAAAUUUUGUCUCGAAUUCCAUCGAAGUGCUGAAACAUAUCGGGGAAAACAGUAAGGUUGAUAAGAAGUCGAUGAUCUUAGAAGGAAAUGUCGAAAGAGUGCUUGGUCUGGUAUGGAAACCUUCAGAGGACGCCUUUACAUUCGACAGUACUCUAAAAGAGGAACUACGAGGUUUGGUGGGUGGACAAGUAGCACCUACUAAACGUCAAGUGCUACGAGUGAUUAUGUCGUUGUUCGACCCGCUGGGACUUGUGGCGCAUUUCUCUGUUCAUGGGAAAAUAAUAAUGCAGCGAAUUUGGAGAAGCGGAACGGAUUGGGAUGACCAGAUUAGCGGUGCAAUAUUGGAGGAAUGGCGCAAGUGGAGUGAUUUGCUAGCUAGAGUACACGAAGUUCGUGUUCCAAGAUGCUUCUUUCCCGGUACCAAGGGAACAUCGUGUAAUUCCCAGAUCCAUGUUUUUGUGGACGCAAGUGAAAACGCAUAUGCUUGCGUUGCGUACCUCCGCAGCGACACGAAUGGAGACAUUCGGUGUACGUUUAUAGAAGCGAAAACUAAGGUGGCCCCGUUGAAACCAGUUUCAAUACCUCGUCUGGAGCUACAAGCGGCUUUGAUCGGUUCCAGAAUGAUGGAAAAUAUAUGUAAGGCGUUGACCAUACCAGUGAAUGCGAGAUACCUUUGGUCGGAUUCCACCACAGUUCUUGCGUGGCUGAGAUCUGAAACUCGACGUUAUCAUCAGUUCGUUGGAUUCCGAGUUGGAGAGAUAUUGUCCACAACCACCGUGGAUGAAUGGCGAAAAGUUCCAUCAAAAAUCAAUGUAGCUGAUCAAGCCACGAAAUGGGGGAACGGGCCCAGUUUUGAUCCAGAAACAAGCUGGUAUACCGGACCAAGCUUCCUAAGGAAUAAGCACCAAACCUGGCGAGUACCAACAGAAAAGGAGUUUUCAACAGAGGAGGAUCUUCGAGCAGUCUUUCUUUUUCAUCGAGAAGUGCCGAAGCCGCUAAUAAAAACUGAACGAUUCUCUAAAUGGUCGAGACUUCUUCGAGCGGCGGGAUACGUGUUGAGAGCUGUUGGAGUAUUCCAUGGGUCGAGGAUAAAGGGUCCUUUGACGCAGGAGGAGUUGCAGAGGGCGGAAACCUUGCUUUGGCGACAAACGCAGAUGCAAGAGUAUGCAGAUGAAUACGCGACGCUUCUGUACAACAAAAAGCAUCCAGAAGAAGAACAGAAGCAGAUCGACAAGUCGUGCGCGCUGUAUAAGCUGUCUCCAAUACUAGACGAUGAAGGUGUCCUUAGGCUGAAUAGCCGCAUUAUUGCGGCGCCUAUGCUUCAUAGGGAUACAAAAUACCCUAUCAUUCUCCCCAAGGAUCAGUGGGUGACAAAGUUACUGGUAGAAAGCUAUCACGUUCGCUUUCUACACGGAAAUCAUGAAACAGUUGUAAACGAGAUCAGACAGCGGUACUGGAUUCCUCGGUUGCGCGUUGUAGUAGCGAAGGUCGCCAAGCAAUGCCAGAUCUGCCGGAAUGGGAAAGCAGUGCCACAGGCUCCGGUUAUGGCACCGCUGCCUGAAAUUCGACUGACCGCUUACAUACGUCCAUUUACACACACUGGGGUAGACUACUUCGGACCGGUAUUUGUGAAGCAGGGUCGAAGUCUGGUCAAACGAUGGAUCGCGUUGUUUACAUGUCUGUCUAUCAGAGCAGUACAUUUAGAAGUCGUACACAGCCUGUCCACCCAGUCUUGUGUGAUGGCUAUUAGGAGGUUCGUGGCGCGCAGAGGGUCACCGGAGACAUUUUUCUCCGACAACGGAACCAACUUCGUCGGGGCAAACAAUCUUCUGCGCGAACAACUCCGUGGAAUUUAUGAUCGCUGUGCCGUGACAUUUACCAACUCAGCCACACAAUGGCUAUUCAAUCCACCACUUGCGCCUCACAUGGGAGGACCCUGGGAGCGCUUGGUCAGAUCAGUCAAGACGGCAAUGGCCGCAAUUGCAGAUCACCCACACCACCCCAGUGAUGAAGUUCUUGAAACCGUAAUACUCGAAGCUGAGUCAGUAGUCAACUCGAGACCACUCACUUACAUUCCGCUAGAGCACACUGAGCAAGAGGCGCUUACGCCCAACCACUUCCUGCUUUACGGUACGAAAGGCAUCAAUCAACCGCUUCGGAACCAGAUCGAAAGCACCGGAACACUGAGAGAUAGCUGGAAAUUGGCGCAGCAUCUGGUGGACACAUUCUGGAGUCGCUGGAUUCGUGAAUAUUUGCCAACUCUAACAAGGCGUACAAAAUGGUUUCAACCAAUAAAACCGAUUAAACCUGGGGAUCUGGUGAUGAUAGUUGACGAAGGAAAACGGAACGGAUGGAUAAGAGGGCGUGUCAUCAACAUCGUAAAGGCAAAGGAUGGGCAAGUUAGGCGGGCGUUGGUGUACUCGAAUAGAGGAACUGUAAACCGACCUGUCACUAAGCUGGCUUUGUUAGACGUUCAGUCGGCUUCAGAAGAACCGGAAGUGGAUGUCUCGGGCGUACCGGAACUACACGGGCGGGGGGAUGUUGCCGAACCCACUGUGCAGUCGUCACCGGUUGUCAGUGAGUCCCGGUCACGCAUGACAGACUACCAACAGGACGGACAUAGAUCAGCGUCAAAGGAUAGAUAA